AUGGGAGGGCUCAGCGAGGGGCUGCGGGCUCAGCCAGAGGGAGCGGGCAGGGAGUGGGGGUCGGCGCUUCCGGCCGGCGCCCGCGGCCCCCACCCGGCCGGCGGGAGGAGGCGGGGAGGUGGCUGCGCCCUCCGCCGCCGCCGCUGCCGUGAGUCAGGCUCGGGCUGCAGCCGGCGGCCGGCCUGGCGCUGCGGAGGGAGCGCAGGCAGCGGGGGAGGCGGGCCGCCGGGACAGCCAGCCACCCGCGGGACGGCGGAAGGACGCGCGGAGCGCGGCGCAGGCUCGGCCCGGCCGCCGAGGAGUCGCCAGUCGGCCCAGGGCCCCAGCCAGUGCCCAGCCCCGCUGGGAGCUCCGGCCAGCACCACGGACGGCACCCAGGAAGCCCGAGUCCCCCUGGACGGGGCCUUCUGGAUCCCGAGGCCCCCAGCAGGUUCGCCCAAGGGCUGCUUCGCCUGCGUGUCCAAGCCCCCCGCCCUGCAGGCUCCAGCGGUCCCCGCCCCUGAGCCCUCCACCUCGCCCCCCAUGGCUCCCACCCUGUUCCCCAUGGAGUCCAAGAGCAAUAAGACAGACAGCGUGCGGGCCGCCAGCGGCCCCCAGGCCUGCAAGCACUUAGCGGAGAAGAAGACCAUGACGAACCCCACCACAGUCAUCGAGGUGUACCCGGACACCGCGGAGGUGAACGACUACUACCUGUGGUCCAUCUUCAACUUCGUCUACCUCAACUUCUGCUGCCUGGGCUUCAUCGCCCUGGCCUACUCCCUCAAAGUUCGGGACAAGAAGCUUCUCAAUGACCUGAACGGAGCAGUGGAGGACGCCAAGACCGCCCGGCUCUUCAACAUCACCAGCUCUGCCCUGGCGGCCUCUUGCAUCAUCCUUGUCUUCAUUUUCCUGCGGUACCCACUCACCGACUACUGAGGCCCCUACGGGCACCAUCGACCUGGAGAUUAAGCGCUGAGACGGCGUCAUUUUCGUGGCUGACAUGAUGCUGGCUGCCCCACGGUUGGGGCAGAGCAGGGCAUUUGCCCUGGGGCCCCCCCCGAAGCUGUGAACCCGGCAGCGAGGCCAUCAGAAGCUUCGUACAGCACGGGAGCGGCGAGCUUCCUGCUGGCCUACCCUCUGCCUCCUGGUCCUCCGCCUGUUUCUGGGGGCCCCGUGGGUUUCUUCCUGUGCUGCUGUACCCUGGCUUCCAGUGGCUGCCCUCCUUACCCACCUGUGCCCCCGCCCAGGCUUCUGGGACCCCUCAGACCUGACACCCAGCAAGAAGGGCUUUUGUGGGAGCUUCCCAGAAUGGGGGGGCUGCCAGCAUCUGGGGACUGACUCUCUCCUCCCUGACCCCGCCUCCUCCAAGCUGUGACCCUGCUCAGAGCUCUUGUAUCUGUGAACUUCCAAUAAAAUACCUGCCCAGCUCUGGCCCAGCCUCCUGUC
This is a messenger RNA of Hippopotamus amphibius kiboko, 1425 nucleotides long. RefSeq names its product interferon induced transmembrane protein 10 (gene IFITM10). The record is from RefSeq and is a predicted model, not a curated record. Gene Ontology annotation, cellular component: plasma membrane. The transcript is spliced from 4 exons. Lineage: Eukaryota; Metazoa; Chordata; Mammalia; Artiodactyla; Hippopotamidae. The coding region runs from base 1 to 915 and encodes 304 amino acids.